Molecule: messenger RNA, 3212 nt
Organism: Acyrthosiphon pisum (pea aphid)
Lineage: Eukaryota; Metazoa; Arthropoda; Insecta; Hemiptera; Aphididae
Gene: spdo
Product: sanpodo
Exons: 3
Coding region: 347-2056 (569 amino acids)
Source: RefSeq, a predicted model, not a curated record
GGUGACUUACGCGGUGUGAGCUACAUUGGUAUUAUACAAUUGCGUUUAAUAUAUGUAUAAUAAAUAAUAAUUUUGUACAAUAUUUUAUGUUAACUUAUAUUUACGAGGACGUUCGCAAAAACCGUUUCUAGUUUAUACCGCCACGCCGCCGCCGCCACUCACAACAGCCAACUCGCGCGUUUUCUCGCGCCAAUAACAAUCGCUGCAAAAGGGUUUUUGCAACCAUAAUAAUCCUUUACAAUACACUGCAGUUGUAUAUAAUAUUAACCUACGUCGUAUUAUGCGUGUUUCUAUAGGUCUACGGCGUCACCCGCAUAUAUAAGCGUAAGCACAAUACUCGUAUGAUAUGCGUACACUAAGAGCACACACACACACACACACACACACCUACACACACACACACACACAACCUCUUCUACGCGAUAUCAUAAUAUUAUACGUAGGUAUAGGUACAUGUACGCGCGCGCACACACACAACACAAAUUUAUGUGCACAAACUUAUUCGGUUUGCAGCUGUCACCAGCGGACGCGUGCCCAAACAUCUGCUCCCGCGCUUCGUCAAAACACAUGGCCCGCCUCUAGCCCGCCGCCAAACGCGGGACCGGUUGUUUGCGUCGUAGCCGACUACCGACUACCGACAGUCAAACGUCGUCGUCAUCGCGAGCACACGCCAGAAGACCGUACCGCGAUAAUAGUGAUCAUAAUAAUAAUAAUAGUAAUAUCGCUACCGUCCCGAGUCGUCUCGAUCAUCGAGUGUGGCGCCCGCUCGCCGAACGAAGGAUUUUCCAGGACGUUCCAGACGAUAUUUAUACGUUUAUAUAAUAUUGUCGAAUCACGACACCAGCGGACCAUGUCGCGCGGCUACUACAAUGGUGGUUACAACCACGCGUGCGAAGUGGACCAACACCACCGUUACGAAGAGAUACCAGACAUCGAUCCGUCUAUGGACUUCCUGCAGGCCGACGACACGUCCGCUUCGUUUUACUAUAUGGAGUCGCCAACACGGUUACGCAGGCCUUCUGACGCCGCGGACCCUGCCGAACGGACGUUGCUUCUGCGCGCCCAACAGCACAACCACUAUCAACAGCUACAGCAACUGCAGAUGAACGGGUGCCCGCCCCCGCUACCGGCCGCCCGGGCCAGGCGCAACACUCCGCCAUCCGCGACCGGCGGUGACCGGUCCGUGGCGGCCGUGACGCCGUGCAAAGCCAGACGCCGGUUGGACGUGUACGGCGACGCGUCAGGCACCGUCAGCCUCCCGUCCACGCCGUCCGGAGCCGGUCGGACCGCCGACGUGUUCGCACCGAUGAUGGCGCAAACGGCGGCCACGUUCAGGCCGGUCACCGUGCGCCGUGCCCGGUCGUCGGCCGCCCUCUACAAUAAACACAAGCGGCCGCCCGAGUUUCUGUCCGAAUACAAUCUGGACACGUGCGUGCCGGUUACCGGCGUCCAGUACGACCGGCCCAGGAACACGGCCGUCAUACAACCCAUCUACAAUAAGGCGCCGCUGCCGUCCGUAUUUCAGGUUGAAGAGAAAACGACGCCGCAUCAGGCUGAGUCACCCGCCAAGCCGUCGUGGUCGCGAACUCCGCCGGCCCGGACGCCCGUUCAAUCGCUGCCCGUGUGCACGCUGUGGUCGGCCGCCAUGGUGUUGGUGGUGUCGGGCACGGCCAGCUGCAUGCUGUGCUUCUACCUCAUGUCCCGGCGCGGUCGGCUGUACUAUCUGAACGCCGGGCUGCUGGCGGCCGCCGUGUGCCUGGUGCUCGGAUUCCCCGGGUUCCGAUCGCAACAAUGGCGGUGGCUGCCCAACCGCAACUACGUGACCGGUUACAUACUGGUGGCCCUGUUCAGCGCGCUGGAGACGUGCGCGCUGUGGCUCAUGUGCCAGAGCACCGUGCUGGACCCCGCGCUCAACGACAUCGGGGCCGGCGUCGUGUGCGGCAUAUCCGCCCUGUCCGUCACGCUCGCCUGUCUGGGCAUCAGCACGUCGUACUGUUGCCGGUACCCGCCGCCCGAUAACCGGGUCGCGCACGCCGUCGAGGGGUUCGUCGUGUAGACGGUGUAGGUGUCACGCGCAUCGUUAAGAUGUCUUUUAUCGUUGUCAUCAUUAGGUAUCUUACGUGCCGCGAGUGAUUGUACCCAUCCGCUGCUGUUAGGGACUCUCGUUCGUUGUACAUAUUAUAUAGUUAUUUUUUAUUUCAGCAUAAUAUAAAUUUGUAUAUAAUUGUUAUGUAUAUAACAUUAGUUUUUCGACACGUGAUAGCAAUUUAUAGUGUAGGCGACGAGUCUCGAGCACAACAAAUUGCAAUGAACAUGAGUGUAAUGAGCGUAGGUACAUUUAAUAAUUGUAAAUAGUGGUGAAAUAUUGCGUCGAUAUUAUUGCCAAAAAUUGUAUUGAUAACACUUAUGCGUCUGUAUUGUAUAAUAUGCGUAGGUAUGUAUUACAGUAUGAAUGGAUAAGAAAUACAAAUGUUUUAAACUUUUAAAAAUAAUAUUACAACGAGUGAAUAUUGCAACCAAGAUAAAUAAAGGUACUUAUUACAAAUAAUUUGAUGCUAUUAUCGUUCAUCAGUAAAUUAUAUUUUUACUUAUUUUUUAAUUUUACGAAAACCAUAUAAAGAUAUUGUUCGAUUUAUGUUUUUUUGUAUUUUAUCAUACCUAUUCCAGUACAUAAUAUAACGUAAAAGCUAUUCUUUGAAAAAAGCAACUUCUUUCGAACUUAAACUUUCAUAAAUUCAACUUAAUGAUUUUACCUUGUGUGCGAGUUAUCUACGAACUAUUAAAAAUUAAUACUUACCUACAUUACGAGCAAAUAUUUUUUUUUGCUUACCUAAUUAUUAUCCGUUAAAAAUAUUUUUUAAGUAUAAUCGAAUAUUUACCAAAUAUGUGUAUAUAGUCAUAAUUAAUAUUGGAUACCAAAUCAUACAAAUGUAAUUUUUAUUUAAUUAUUAUAGAGACAUACCUAUUACCUACACAGUAUUAUAAGUUUCGAUAAUACAACCAAUUAAAUUUAAAAAUAAAUAUAUACAUUUUUUUGAAUUAAUUUAUGUGUAAAUAUAAAUAUUAUACAUUGUAUGUACCUACGUUCAAAUAAAAAAAUAUACGAACAAACUAUAUUGUCAUUUGAAUACGUCAAUUUAAGUAGGUACGUUUAGUAUUAUAGUAUGUCGAUUUGAAAAUGUUAUGUAUAAAACAAAUAAUGUAAAAACAAA